UUCCAAUAAUUCCGGAGUUCUUGUAUGACAUCAAUCAUCCCGAAGCUCCUUUGGAUGGAGUGCCGCGAAUAACAACAACUACUGCUGCGCCAACUAAAGAACCACCUUGCGAGAAGUAUAUCAAAUUAUUAAGUAAACAAGAUCCUGAAUUUAAUGCAUCAUUGUAUGCUACUACUACUAGUACAUAUGAAAACCUAACCCAGUUGGAAUUAUCCGAAAAAGAACAAAAACACAAAUAUCUAGUUCAAGAAACUGUUGAAGUGGGCAUGCUGUUUGCCUCGAAGGCAUUCGUGCAGUUAGUGACUAACCCUUUCGUGGGACCAUUAACGCACAA
Sitophilus oryzae (rice weevil) is the source of this 334-nucleotide messenger RNA. RefSeq names its product synaptic vesicular amine transporter-like. The annotation marks the transcript as partial. Lineage: Eukaryota; Metazoa; Arthropoda; Insecta; Coleoptera; Curculionidae. The record is from RefSeq and is a predicted model, not a curated record. The transcript is spliced from 2 exons.